CAACGCCUCCAGAGUCACGUGAAUGAACGGAAAAGCGGAAAUGCGGCCGAUGUUCAGUAACCAGUGAAAACCUCACACAGGAGAAAAUGACGACAGCGGCUCUGACAGCGGGUCUGGAGCGGAUCCCGGACCAGCUCGGGUACCUGGUCAUCAGUGAGGACGGGGUUCUGGCUUCUGCAGGUGAGCUGGAGAAUGAUGAGCACACAGCUGGUGUGAUGAUGCAGAUGGUUCGCACAGCGAGUCGCUUCCGGUUGUCUGGAUCAGUUGAGCCUCCCUUCAAACGCAUGUCAGUGAUCCUCGAUGACUUCGUCUACACAGUGACAGUUUCCGGUCAGAAAGUCUUUGUGGUCAAACGCCAGAACAACCAACAGGAACCUAUCAACGUUUAGACUCAAACAGGAAGUGAUGCGCCCUCCCAGGGUGUGAGGCCGUGACAGCGACGAUGCUCAGCAGACGUUUACUGCUGGAAGGUCACAUUUUGUCUGUUGAAUUGUGUGAAUUUUAUGUAUCAUGUUUGAUAAAAAUGUCUUUAUUCUGUCUGAUAAAUAAAAGAACUGAAAACUCA
Sphaeramia orbicularis (orbiculate cardinalfish) is the source of this 565-nucleotide messenger RNA. RefSeq names its product late endosomal/lysosomal adaptor, MAPK and MTOR activator 4 (gene lamtor4). The coding region runs from base 87 to 389 and encodes 100 amino acids. The record is from RefSeq and is a predicted model, not a curated record. NCBI's taxonomy places the organism in Eukaryota, Metazoa, Chordata, Actinopteri, Kurtiformes, Apogonidae. Gene Ontology annotation, cellular component: Ragulator complex; lysosome. Gene Ontology annotation, molecular function: guanyl-nucleotide exchange factor activity. The transcript has 4 exons. Gene Ontology annotation, biological process: positive regulation of TOR signaling; cellular response to amino acid stimulus.